AUGUCAUCCGAUCUAGAUCGUCAAAUAGCGCAACUCUCACGUUGCGAACCGAUCUCCGAAGCUCAAGUGCGAAGUUUGUGUUUGAAAGCGAGGGAGAUCUUGGUAGAGGAGGCCAAUGUGCAGCAUGUGGAUGCGCCCGUCACCAUCUGUGGAGAUAUACAUGGACAAUUUUGGGACCUUGUGGAGCUUUUCAGGGUGGGCGGACCGUGUCCUCAGACGCAGUACUUGUUCAUGGGCGACUUUGUAGAUCGAGGAUUCUACAGCGUAGAGACUUUUCUCCUCUUGCUGGCAUACAAGGUGCGCUAUCCAGAUCGCAUCACCCUGAUUCGCGGCAAUCACGAAUCGCGACAGAUCACGCAAGUGUACGGAUUCUACGACGAGUGCACGAGAAAGUAUGGCAGCGCAAAUGUGUGGAGGUACUGCUGCGAAGUGUUCGAUUACUUGGCGUUGGGCGCGGUGGUGGAUGGGAGGGUGUUUUGCGUGCAUGGUGGAUUGAGCCCGAAUUUAAAGACGAUCGAUGAGAUUCGAUCCAUCGAUCGGAAACAAGAGGUGCCGCACGAUGGACUCAUGUGCGACUUGCUAUGGUCCGAUCCGGAUGACAUUCAAGGAUGGGGCAUCUCGCCUCGCGGGGCAGGUUUCCUGUUCGGAGCGGACAUUGCCACGCAAUUUGCCCACACGAACGGUCUGGAUCUGAUAGCGCGGGCGCACCAGCUGGUCUUGGAGGGCUACAAGCUCAUGUUUGAUAACACCAUCGUCACCGUAUGGUCCGCACCCAAUUAUUGCUACAGGUGCGGAAAUAUCGCUAGCAUACUCAAAUUGGACCAGGCGCUCAAUUCAAAGUACGAGACUUUUGAUGCGGCUGCUCAAGAGUGA
Molecule: messenger RNA, 873 nt
Organism: Ceraceosorus guamensis
Lineage: Eukaryota; Fungi; Basidiomycota; Exobasidiomycetes; Ceraceosorales; Ceraceosoraceae
Product: putative serine/threonine protein phosphatase 4 catalytic subunit
Exons: 5
Coding region: 1-873 (290 amino acids)
Biological process (GO): peptidyl-serine dephosphorylation; double-strand break repair via homologous recombination
Cellular component (GO): cytoplasm; nucleus
Molecular function (GO): protein serine/threonine phosphatase activity
Source: RefSeq, a predicted model, not a curated record